Messenger RNA from Serendipita indica DSM 11827, 879 nucleotides. Lineage: Eukaryota; Fungi; Basidiomycota; Agaricomycetes; Sebacinales; Serendipitaceae. The record is from the annotation of a GenBank genome assembly.
AUGACUUCGAGCGUCGAGUCUUCGGGCGGACGAGACAAUCUCUCGACAGUGUCUACAAUUCUCGGACUCAUUCUUUUUGUCCUUCUUGUCAUUUCUAUUCUCGUACGACGCGUGCUCAUUGCCAGACGCAUACGCAUGAUCCGCGCACGGGCACGCCAGGACGACAAUCUGCUCUUCUACCGCGUCACACAAGAGGGAGUUCGACAAGGAAGAGACUCUAAUGAACCCCGUACGAUUGCGCUUGGAGCGAGAGCAGACCUUUGGAGGAAACCAAUACUAUGGGAGGAGCAGAUGGACACUUAUCUCGACGAUAAGAAGCAGUCAAUGACCCUGGGCGACAUGCAGCCGAUAUCCCUCCAGCUCACCACUCCUCAUACAACUUCACAAUUCCCCGCAAAGCCAAAGACGAAACCCGCACGGACGUCGCGGUCGUUUCUAUUCCGCAGCCACACCAAUGAUGCACCACUACCGCCGCCAGACGACCCACCGCGGAUAUCAGCAGAGAGCGAAAAGGAGAACAAGGUCGAGCACCGUCACCCUCUCCUCUUGACCUUUAUCGUCUCCAUGCCAAAUCCCGCGAAUCCACAGUUCACUCGUACACACACAAAUCAUCCUCGUACCCGAGAAACACCAUCAGGGAUUGAACUGGGGAUAACGUGUCCAUUGGUGAGCUUGCCAUCCAUCACCGUCAAGCAAGAGGACUUGGAGUCGUGGUGGGACCUGCCUUCGAGUCCAUUGGGUGCGUCUGGGAGUAAUCUCCGCUUCCCGACUGCGACGACAAUGUACACAGCCCUGCAAGAGCGACACGAAGCCGAGAGAGUGUUGCAGUUGCAUCCCGAGUUAUUCCAGCACUUACGGUAUAGCUAUGCGCGUCGGUAG